Coffea arabica (coffee) is the source of this 807-nucleotide messenger RNA. The record is from RefSeq and is a predicted model, not a curated record. Lineage: Eukaryota; Viridiplantae; Streptophyta; Magnoliopsida; Gentianales; Rubiaceae.
AUGCAGCACAUGAAGGAAGCCAAGCAGAGUAAAUAUUUGGGACUCCCAAUGGUGAUUGGGAGAUCAAAAAGGGAAGUGGCAAAUUUUUGGUGGGGCCAAAGUGGAGAUGACAGAAAAAUAUAUUGGAUAAAAUGGGGAAGGCUGACAGAAGUAAAAACCAGAGGUGGUCUUGGUUUCAGGGCUUUAGAAGAAUUCAAUGAGGCACUACUAGCAAAGCAGCUAUGGAGAAUACUGACAAGACCCAAUUUACUGAACGGUAUAAGGAAGAGAGUAGGUGAUGGCAAAACUAUUGAUAGUUGGAAGGACAAGUGGCUAGAAGAUUCAACUGAUGGAAAUAUAAGUAAUGGACACACCCAUGACACAGAGUUUCAAUGGCAGAUUUGGAAAGCAAGCCCAAUUCAGUGGGAUGGACUUGACACGUAUAGGGGUAAUUUCUGGCUAUGGUGGGAAAGGUUAUUGGAGGCUACUAAAAGGGAUGAAAGGAUAAUACACAUUGAAGCCACGGUAUAUAUACUCUGGCAUAUCUGGAAGGCCAGAAAUGAGAUAAAUUUCAAACACAAAAUUCUAAACCUAGUUCAAGUCAUCCAGAAAGCAAUGUCAGAAUGGCUGGAGUACCAAAAAGCAUUGGAGGAAGAACAAAGACAGGAAGAUGAAGAACAACAGAGAGCAGAACAGAAGGCUAGGUGGACAGCUCCAAAAGGGGAGUGCAUAAAAAUCAACACAGAUGCUGCAUUAGAACAGAAAGAAAAUAGAGCAAGUUGGGGGAUAAUCGCAUGUGAUAAGGAUGGCAAACUGGUUGGCUCAUAG